AUUUUCGGCCUGCCCACAGGGCCGCCUCCCUCUCCCUUAACUCCUCCUCUCCCCUCUCAGGAGUCGCAGCCGUCCCCGCUGGCUCUGCUGGCUGCCACCUGCAGCAGGAUUGAGUCUCCCAACGAGAAUUCCAACAGCUCCCAGGGCCAGCAAGGCGGCAGCGGUGAGUUGGACCUGACGGCCGCCGCUGCCCAGAUCGCGCAGUCGGCCAACGGCUGGCAGAUCAUUUCCACUGGCUCCACCACGCCGACGCCCUCCAAGGAGCAGGGCAGCAACGGCAGCAACGGAGAUCCCUCCAAAAGCCGCCCUGUGAGCACGGGGCCGUACGUGGUCACGGCUGCCUCCAACCUGCAGAACCAGCAGGUGCUCACGGGCCUGCCGGGCGUCAUCCCCAACAUCCAAUACCAAGUCAUUCCCCAGUUCCAGACCAUUGAUGGGCAGCAGCUCCAGUUUGCCACCACCCCCACCCAAGUCAACGUGCAGCAGGAUGCCUCUGGGCAGCUCCAGAUCAUCCCCGGCACGAACCAGCAGAUCAUCACGAGCCGAGCGGGGACGGGCAACCUCAUCGCCAUGCCCAACCUGCUGCAGCAGGCCGUCCCCAUCCAGGGGGUGGGCUUGGCCAACAACACCCUCUCAGGGCAAACCCAGUACGUGGCCAACGUCCCCGUGGCUCUCAAUGGCAACAUCACCUUGCUGCCCGUCAACAGCGUGGCCGCCAGCCUGGCCCCCACCUCUCAGACCGUCACCCUGAGCGGCUCUGGUUCCCCGGACAGCAGCUCCCAGCCCACCACCUCAGGUGCUGCCAUCAGCUCGUCCAACAUUGCCACGUCCCACGCCAGUUCCGGCUCUUUUUUUACCAACGCCAACAGCUAUUCCACCACCACUACCACCAGUAACAUGGGCAUCAUGAAUUUUUCCAGCAGUUCCACAGUGGGGACAAAUGUCCAAGUGCAGACGCCCCAAAGGGCCCCCAGCACGGACUCCCUGCAGAGCCAGGUCUCUGGGGUGGCUUUGCAGCCGGGGCAGCAGAAAGAGGGGGAUCAGAGCCAGCAGUCGCAGCAGCAGCAGAUCCUGAUCCAGCCUCAGUUAGUCCAAGGGGGGCAAACGAUCCAAGCCCUGCAGACCGCCCCGCUCUCCGGCCAGACCUUUGCCACUCAAGCCAUCUCACAGGAUGCCUUGCAGAACCUCCAGCUCCAGGCUGUGCCCAACUCCGGGCCCAUCAUCAUCCGAACACCCACAGUGGGGCCGAACGGGCAGGUGAGCUGGCAGACCAUUCAGCUCCAGAACCUGCAGGUGCAGAACCCCCAGGCGCAGACAAUCACCUUGGCCCCCAUGCAAGGAGUGUCACUGGGACAGACGGGCAGCACCAGCACCACGCUCACCCCCAUCGCCUCCCUCCCCAGCGGCACGGUGACGGUCAACGCCGCCCAGCUCUCCUCUAUGCCAGGCCUCCAGACUAUUAACCUCAGUGCCUUGGGAGCGUCUGGGAUCCAAGUGCACCAGCUGCCGGGGCUGCCGCUGGCCAUCGCCAACGCUACCGGGGAGCACGGCGCCCAGCUGGGGCUGCACGGUGCCAGCGGGGACGGCCUGGGCGACGACAGCGCAGCGGUGGAGGAAGGGGAGACCAGCCCAGACCCACAGCCCCAGCAGGGCCGGAAGGUGCGGAGGGAAGCCUGCACCUGUCCCUACUGCAAGGACAGCGAGGGGAGGAGCUCUGGGGAUCCAGGUAAAAAAAAGCAGCACAUCUGCCACAUCCCGGGCUGCGGGAAGGUGUACGGCAAAACCUCCCACCUGCGGGCCCACCUGCGGUGGCACACGGGGGAGCGGCCCUUCAUCUGCGGGUGGAUGCUGUGCGGGAAGCGCUUCACCCGCUCCGAUGAGCUGCAGAGGCACAAGCGCACGCACACGGGGGAGAAGAAAUUCGCCUGCCCGGAGUGCCCCAAACGCUUCAUGCGCAGCGACCACCUCUCCAAGCACAUCAAGACCCACCAGAACAAGAAAGGCGGCGCGGCCAACAGCGUGGCCAUGAACGUCUCCGCCGUCCCCAUGGACACGGGGGCUCCGUCGGAAGGCAGCGGCGGACCCACGCCGUCGGCCCUCAUCGCCACCAACAUGGUGGCCAUGGAAGCCAUCUGCCCCGACGGCAUCGCCCGCCUGGCCGGCAGCGGCAUCAACGUCAUGCAGGUGGCCGACCUGCAGUCCAUCAACAUCAGCGGGAACGGCUUCUGAGGGCCUGGGGGUCGCAGUGGGGCAGCAACGGGGCGAACGGAGCCGAAUCCCCCCCAGCGUGGGGCAGCCGCAGCGCUGCACCGCCCGGGGCACCGCGGCCCCCCCAGCACCUGCGGGCUGCAGCGUCACGCAAAGGCCAGAGCUUGUCUGUAUUUUUAAUUUCGGCUUCACUUUAUUAUUAUUAUUACCCCCCUCCCCUCCCUGCAGACCCUCCCAUCCUUGAAAUCCGCCCGCCCCCCCGCCCCCCCUCCGGAGCUGCAGCCUUCGAUGCCAUCAUGCCUUGGUGAGAGGAAAAACAGAAAGCAGAAAAGUAUGCUAUCAUUGGAAAAUACUUUUUAGGAAAAAAAAA
This is a messenger RNA of Meleagris gallopavo (turkey), 2578 nucleotides long. Lineage: Eukaryota; Metazoa; Chordata; Aves; Galliformes; Phasianidae. The record is from RefSeq and is a predicted model, not a curated record.